GGAUUGAUUGCUGCUGUGCUGGGACCCACAUUUCAAGAUUUGGCAAGAAAUGUGAACCAAAAUAUAAGCAGUCUUUCUGAAAUAUUUGUGGGUCGUGCUGUGGGAUAUUUGGGUGGCUGUGCGAUUGGUGGAAUUCUCUUCAACCGAAUGAACCACUUUUUACUUUUGGGGGUGUCAAUGUUGGCUACCACCAUUGCUCAUUACCUCAUUCCUUUUUUCAAGACAGCAGUAUUACUGAUUGUCAUGAUGUCUAUCACUGGUGCUGGAAUUGGUGUUGUGGAUACAGGUGCAAAUGUCCUUAUCCUGGCUCUAUGGGGGGACAAAGGAGCCCCACACAUGCAGGCCCUGCACUUCAGUUUUGCCUUGGGUGCCUUUUUAGCUCCUCUCCUGGCAAAAUUGGCCUUGGGAACCACAGUGUCCGCCGAAAACCACACGGAGCCUGACCUUCACCCUCCAGCCCUCAACCAAUCCCCUGAAGCCAGCCUGGACCCUCUGUUUGCAGCACCUGAUGACUUGAACUUACUGUGGGCUUAUGUCUGUUGUGGCACGUACACUUUUGUGGUUUCUGUCUUCCUGUUUGCUCUGUUUUUCAAAAAAACCUCGAAGCACGGAAAAUCCACAGCAUCUGCCCAGGUGUCUCGAAGAGCUAAAUAUCACAAGGCCCUGCUCUGUCUCCUUUUCAUGUUCUUCUUCUUUUAUGUUGGAGCUGAGGUAACCUACGGCUCUUACGUUUUCUCAUUUGCAACCACCCAUGUUGGCAUGGAAGAAAGUGAAGCGGCUGGGUUGAACUCCAUCUUCUGGGGGACCUUUGCAGCCUGCAGGGGCCUGGCAAUCUUCUUCGCUACGUGUUUGCAGCCUGGAACCAUGAUUGUAUUGAGCAACAUUGGCAGUCUGGUCUCGUGUUUAUUUCUGGUGCUUUUUGACAAGAACCCACUUUGUCUCUGGAUAGCAACUUCAGUGUAUGGGGCCUCAAUGGCCAGCACCUUUCCCAGUGGUAUUUCUUGGCUUGAGCAGUACACAAGCAUAAAUGGAAUUUCUGCAGCAUUUAUUCUAAUUGGAGCUUCCUUGGGACUAAUGGCUAUUCCUGUAGGAGCAGGAAAUCUUCAAGGACAAUACCCAGAUUUGCCAAUAGUUCUCUACACCUGUUUAGGGUCAACAAUACUCACUGCUGCAUUAUUUCCUGUGAUGUAUAAAUUAGCCACCUUUUCCGUUUGUCGCCAGCAAAAAGAAAACAUCAAGAGUGAGAACUGGAAAGCUUUGCCCUCUAGCUCAGGCCUGGGAGGAUAAAAGUGAGGCAAAAAUGUACAGGAAUACAGUGAUAUGGCUUUUGAAGUGAUUAAAGGAGUGAUACAAUGUGACAUUCUAUAACGUGUAAACAUCUAGACGUCGUUUUAUGGAGGGCAUACUUGAAGUCUCCAACUAAUUCCUCUCAACUGCAAGAAUGUUUGAAUUUUCUCCAGCUAAUAUUGGACUUUUUCUGCGAAGUACUUCAUCAGAAACCAGGACACAGGGGACUAAUACCUAGAGAAGAUGGAUUGCUUGCUGAUUUUCUUGAAGAAGCGCCACUUCUAAAGAGGCCGGGAAGAGCAGAGCAUUAGCAGAUUUUCAGCAUGUUUUGCAGAUCUAAGUUUCUAGGUCCAUCUAUAGCAGGUGCUAAAAAGUUUUGAAGUAUUCUCUCAUUCCCAUAGUCUUUCACAAACUACCCAGUGGUCGUACAGUAGGAUCUUGCAUGAGGCUAGUGUUUGACAUGGGGCUGAUCAUAUACUAUUUCAUAGUCUCUACCUUUUAGCACAUACAGAGAAAUCAUUUGAGCUUGAGUGGUAGCCAAUUGAGCAAAACCAAAGAGGAGCAGAAUGGAUUUGCUCAGCAAAUUAUGAGAUAUCCAUAAGCUGCCUGGAAAGUUGAGUUUAGUUUUGUAAAAGCGCAUCCUUUGAAAUAGAUGUUUUAAUGAAUUGAUUUACCUCCUCUGUAGGAUUGGAUGAAAGAAUGGUUAUGAUCCAUUUGAUUUUUGAUGUCUAUGAAAAAAAUCCAACAAACUGGCUUUCCCACCAUGACUGGUCUUCAGGCUCUACACUAAAACACUUCAUGUAGGUCUCACUUAUCUCAUCUCCUGGUCUGUGCUAUAAGAAGUAAAAAAAAAAAAAUGAGGUGAUUUCCAAAUUUAAGAUCCAUGUAUUGUAGUUGUAUGAGGUAUGACCUAGAAAUCAAUGUAAUUGGCAGCCUGUUCUUCCUUUCAACUGAGAAGUGAAAAAAA
This is a messenger RNA of Fukomys damarensis (Damara mole-rat), 2254 nucleotides long. RefSeq names its product sodium-dependent glucose transporter 1C. The transcript is spliced from 3 exons. The record is from RefSeq and is a predicted model, not a curated record. The coding region runs from base 148 to 1287 and encodes 379 amino acids. Lineage: Eukaryota; Metazoa; Chordata; Mammalia; Rodentia; Bathyergidae.